AUGGCUACAGCUAAUUUACAAGUAGGGGCAAGAUGCGAGAUUAAUGGAAGCUGGGGUGUCAUACGUUUUAUAGGAGUUACAAGCUUCUCUUCUGGCAAAUGGGUUGGUGUCGAGUUGGAUGAACCGAAUGGGAAGAACGACGGUUCAGUCAAGGGCAAAAAAUAUUUUGAAUGUAAAGAAAAACACGGAGUAUUCGUAAGGCCUUCACAAUUAAAAACAAUUGUCGGACCAAACAGUCCCACUCAAGAUCGUUCGAAAACCCCCCAAGGCGAUGCAACACAGUUUGCGCCUGCACACGAUCCGCAGGCGGCUACUGCGAGAUCACGUCUUCGAUCAUCUUCAAUAAUAUCUAAUAGCAGCAUACCUAGCAGAAUAAACACAGCAACAACGCCUAGAUCGUCUCGAGGGACGCCUUCCCCAACAGGCUCCAGGGCAAAUGCAGCUCAUGUUCGUACUCCAACUAGUCCUACAUUUGCAAAAAGACAACGGUUGCCAUCAGAAGUUAGUAAUAUUGAUAUGAAGAGGAUGAGCAUAAUGAGUUUGAGUGAGCUCGAUGACGGCGGUGAGGAUGAUACGGAUUUGAUGGAUGACACUGUUGACGAGGCUAAAGAAGACAUGGUUACAGAAGAGUUAUUACCAAAGGCUGAAGUUUACACAACUGCAACAGAAACAACAGCGAGCAGUUUGUCUGAUCCAUUUUCACUACAGGAGUCAUCUUACACGCGUGAGCAGAUGGUACCGCUCAAAGAUUAUGAAGAACUCCGAUUGAAACUCAAAAUACUGGAAAAUAAGAGGGCAGAGGAUCGUGAGAAAAUGCGAGAAACCGAGAAGAUGAAGCAAGAAGCUGAACAAUUUCUCAGUGUAAAACCGAAACUUCAAGUCAAGUUGGCUGACAUGCAGGCAGAGAUGCGUGAUUUGAGGAGGCAGCUUAAAGAAGCUAUUUCAGAGAAAGAGCUUUUCGAGGCUAGGUAUAAUGAGGUCUCUGAAAAUAUGGAGAUGAUGACACUAGAUAAGGAAGUGGCUGAAGAGAGAGUGGAGAAUUUGCAACAUGAAGUUAUCCAAUUAAAAGAAAAGAUUGAGGAGAUCAGCGUUGAUUUGAAUGUCUUUAAGCAAGAAGGCAGGCAGAAACUCUUUCAUCAAGGAGACGGAAGUGAUGCUCGACCAGCCGUUGAAGUUCGUCAGCUUGAACGGCAGAACGCACGAUUAAAGGAGGCUCUUGUCAGACUACGUGAUGUAACAAGUGAACAAGAGGCCGAAUUGCAAAAGAAGCUAAAGGCUGCAGAAAAAGAGCUUACCUCAUUACAGGACAUACAAGUGCAAUGUGAUCAGUUAAAACAACAGCUGAGAACUGCUGAUAGUCAUAUUGAAGACUUAAAAUUGCAACUGGAUGAUGCACUCGGGGCCGAAGAUAUGGUUGAGAGGCUCACUGAGAAGAAUCUGGCCAUGGGAGAGAAACUUGAAGAGAUGAAGGCAACCAUAGAAGAUCUCGAGGCUCUCAAGGAACUUGCUGAUGAGCUCGAAGAAAGUCAUAUUGAGAACGAGAAACAACUGCAAGCAGAGAUUGAUCAUAAGGAUAUACAAAUUCGUGAUUUCGUGAAACGCCUUGAGGUCGCAGACGAGACAAAUGCAGACUAUGAAAAUACUAUCAAUCAAUUCCGUGAGCUUGUAGCGAAUCUUCAAAGUGACCUUGAACAAAUGCGGCAACGAGAAGCGAGCCAUUCCUCAGAGUCGAACGAUUUUAGCAGCCGGUCACAAGCCAUGCUUAACUUGAACUAUCAGUUGCAAUCAACUGUGAUGAAGGCGCAAGCUAAACAAAUUGAUUUGGAGUUACGUAAGCUUGAUGCUACCCAAGCUUCAGACAAUUUAGCAUACGUUCAAGCAUAUCUUCCUGACUCUUUCUUCACGAAUGAUAACGAUUCUAUAAGAUGCCUUCUGUUGAUGAAGCGUCUUGUGUUCAAAUCCGAUCUAAUAAUUAAGCAGCUCGAUCAAAUCCACAAUAUCCCUGAGAAGUUGAACUCCACCGUGCCCGAAGAACUCAUUUCCGUCUGUGAGAUGAGACAAAAACUUGCUUGGUUUGCGGACUUGAGUAAACGAUUUGUGUCGUUUAUAAAUUGUUGUAACGUUGAGACUUUCCUGAAAAUGGGUCAAGUAUAUCAGGAUCUCGUUGGAACAGAGCGUAGGUUUGUACCUGAAGAAUUGAAGGAAAACGACUACAUCGGUGAUGUACAGAAAUCUAUUGUUCAGUUAGAGCAUCUCGCAGAGCUUUACCUAUCUAGUACGAGAGUGGACGAAGGUGACAAAUUCUAUGGCUUUGCUAGGGCCAUCGAUUUGAAUGCAGAUACUAUUUCUGUAACACUUGGUCAUGUAAAGCAAGCGGUUGCACUUGCUUGUAAAGAUGAAGAGAUUACUGUCACGGAUGGAAGCGAACUAUUUAACAGUGACUUCUUCCAGCCUGUGCAAAGCCUAUUCUCUCAAGCGAAAAGUAGUAAGGUAGUCGCGAGGAAAUUAUUACGACGCUUAGAUGACUUGAGUGGGCAAGAUUUUACUUUAAAGCUGGACCUACUUUCGCAGUUUAAGAGCUGUUACUUGUUGAGUGUCAAAAUUGCCAAUUUUUGGCAGGAGGUACGGAAAGGCAUUUCCAUAUAUAUAAAUGAAAGGAAAGGCUCAAAGGAAGUCUUACAACUCAGUGGCUUGCACCACGUCGUCUACAAAGCGACAGAAGAUAUUCUCGGCGUGAACGAAAUGCAGAUAUGGGAAGGCUGUGCAAAAAUGAUACAGGAGUUAUUCCAAGACGUGGGUAAUCUUAACAAUGCUGCUAGUGACAAUGAUCGAACCGAACCAAUCAGCAAAGGCGAAUCACCGUGGGUUAUAAGAGCCAAGAACAUCAAGGCGGAAGUCGCAGUGAAUGUGGAUAUGGAGCGUAAACUUCAGCAAGCUGCAGAGGAAAUUCGUGAACUUUUCAAAGAACUAAAAUUAAAAGAUCAAAGUUUACAGGAGAACCAGAUUAAGAUAGAUCUUCUCGAGAAACGGAUGGAGACUGCUAAGAAACAGGCUGAUUUAAUCGCUGAACUGGAAGAACAGCUUACCGAAACGCGGAAGCAACAGAACGUUUUCGAAAAGACUAUGGAGAAUCUUCAUGCGGAUAUUGAUUCUCUGGAACAAGAAAAUAGGCAGUUCAAAAGCCUUGCGAAGACUUUGGAGGAGACUGGACGUCAAAGCUCGCCUGUCAAUCAAACCUUUGCUAUUCCGGACGACGAAGAAAUUGAAGAAACGACAAUGCCUUCCGACAUCAAUCCAAUUGAGACUCAACGUCUUGCAAGUCAGAUCGAAUCUCUCAAGUUUGCUGUUCGUUAUUUGCGGGCAGAGAACGCUCAUCUGAAAGGAAAAGAUGCGAUGACGGUAUUGAAUCUACACCUUCUUCCUAACAAAUCAAAGGACGCGCGCAGCGACGAUUUAUUUAAAUCCAUGGCUACAGAAGCAAAAACAUUACUCAAGGAUUUUCGUGCUGCUAGCGCAUCCCCACGUAUUAUUGAUUUGAGCAAGACGACAACAGCUCAUAAAGGGUGGCAACCUAGAAAAAACAUGCCAGAAUAUCAUUUCCAUGCCCAACAGUCAACCAUGUAUACUUUGCAAAAACGUAGCAAUGAAUUGAAAUCAAAAAUGCAACAAUUAGGGAAACUGAAAAAGACUAAGACAUCGAAGGGUCAUAUUGGGUUCGAGCCCCCAUUUGUCGGUCGUAUCCAAGUUCCACUUCCCGAAUCUUCCAUUCCCACUGAAAUGGCUAUCUCAAGAGGCACUCUCCGACACGAUAUUAAGUUGCGGAAUGCGGCUGAUUAUGAAAAAAUACAUACGAUUUUUGUAAACUAA
Messenger RNA from Paraglomus brasilianum, 3867 nucleotides. NCBI's taxonomy places the organism in Eukaryota, Fungi, Glomeromycota, Glomeromycetes, Paraglomerales, Paraglomeraceae. The record is from the annotation of a GenBank genome assembly.